AUGGCCGCCUCUCGAGAGUCCAGUUUCAACCAGCACGAGGCUGACGAGCUCACACAUCAUUAUACCAAACACCUAGAAGGAACCACUGGUGGAUUUGGGGCGUUCUGCGGCUGUACACUUAUCGCUUUUGAAGGAAACUCUCGCCGCAUGCGCAGAGGGGCAGGGAGCGGUGCGCAAGUGGGACAGAAGGAUCUAAAGGCGCCUAAACGAAGCACACACACUCGACAUGUGCUUGGGGACUACAUGAUGUGGAUGUCUCUGGGCUGGAGGGCAUGCAGAGGAGCAUAG
Messenger RNA from Knipowitschia caucasica, 288 nucleotides. The record is from the annotation of a GenBank genome assembly. Lineage: Eukaryota; Metazoa; Chordata; Actinopteri; Gobiiformes; Gobiidae.